AUGGUGGGUGGACUGCUCAUCAUGGGAUUAGCCAUGGUGGACUCUCUGGAGUGCUAUGCCUGCGAUUCCGCCGAGGAUUCGCAGUGUGCCACGCGGCCGGGCCAGCAGCUGGAGGUGGAGGAGUGCAGCCAGGCGAACGACGAGUGUGUCACCUCCAUAUCGGCGGGACUGACGCGACGCGGCUGCCUGGCGCGUCUCUAUCCCAAUGGCUAUUGUGCCGCUCCCUGCGACCGCUGCAAUACGAGUCUGUGCAAUCGGCACGUUUAUCCCACGGAUCGUUUGCGCUGCUAUCAGUGCAGCGGCUCGGACUGCAUCGAUGUGACCGGUCGACCGCAGUAUCUGCUGCCCUGCCCCAUCUACAAGGAGGCCGAUAGAUGCUACACCAACGUGGUCCACAUGUCCAACACCCUGCGGGGCUGUGUGGGCACCAAUCUGCCGGAUACCUGUCCUCAUGUCUGCCUCAAGUGCAACUACAACGGUUGCAAUGUGGAGAAGACCGUCACGGAAACGCGUUGCCUGCAGUGCUCCCACAAUCGAUUGGCUCCCAAUCCGGAUUGCCUGAGGAACCAGGCGGAAUCGGACGACGAUGCGCAAGCGAAGUGCUCGUUGGACAACGCCACGGUCACGCAUUGCGUCAACAAGGUGAUGUACGGACACCGGGAGAAGUGCUUCAGCUAUCGGAACACCCAAACGGAGGUCGUCCAGCGGGGCUGCUCCACCGCCAUGGGCUUCUAUCCCACCGGCGAGCUGAGCGAGUGCCACGGCGAACUCUGCAAUGCCAAUUGCCAGGACAUCGUCUGUGCCGCCUGCAAUUCCACCGCCGAUCCGGGCUGCCGGGCGGGACGCAAUUUGCCAACCGAGAAAUGCGCAGCCGGCACCACGGCCUGCUAUUCCUGCGAGCAAGAUUCUACAUAUGACCACUGCCCUAUUUUUGCAGAUACCUUCCUGCGCCGUGGCUGUGCGGAUGGGAACUUUACACCUGCUGCCCUGGGCGACAGUUGCCAGUUGUGUCGGGAUGCCGACUCGUGCAAUCGGUACUCCGUGCGGAGUUGCUACCGCUGCAAUGCCCAGGAUGAGGACACGGAUUGUGCGGCCAUGGACCUGCCCUCGGCGAUGACCACCAGCAAUUGCUCCAGCGCCACGGAGCUGUGUGUCAGCACGGUGGUCAGUCGGCUGGACGGGAUCUACACGGUGCGGGGAUGCGCGGGUCAGGUGCCCGAGUGCUCCGCCAAUGAUCCCUACUGUGUGCGCUGCAAUGGAAGCCUGUGCAACGAUGCACCUACCCUCUGGCGGCAAACGCAACUGGAUUUGGUUACGGCUAGGGAUAUCUUGCCGGAUAACUGGUGGUCACUGCUGCAGUACUGGUGGUCUAGGAAACUGCGAUAA
Messenger RNA from Drosophila biarmipes, 1386 nucleotides. RefSeq lists its product as uncharacterized. NCBI's taxonomy places the organism in Eukaryota, Metazoa, Arthropoda, Insecta, Diptera, Drosophilidae. The transcript is spliced from 2 exons. The record is from RefSeq and is a predicted model, not a curated record. The coding region runs from base 1 to 1386 and encodes 461 amino acids.